Lotus japonicus is the source of this 1696-nucleotide messenger RNA. RefSeq lists its product as uncharacterized. The record is from RefSeq and is a predicted model, not a curated record. Bases 1130 to 1540 code for a protein of 136 amino acids. NCBI's taxonomy places the organism in Eukaryota, Viridiplantae, Streptophyta, Magnoliopsida, Fabales, Fabaceae. The transcript has 2 exons.
GUGACACGUUCACCAUGCUGCAAGUAGGAGGUUGAAAGCUAGGAAAAAUAGGCUUGCUUUGUCAUGGUUACUAAGCUGGUGGUGGAAGAAGCAACCAGCAAGGUGUAAUGUUGUGAAGCAAUCUUGAUAUUGCUUAGUCACCUAAAUUGCUGAUGUAUCACAAGCUGGAGGUGGAUCAAGAAGCAUGAGGUGCAACACGCAUAGAAAAUGGGAGAAUUUAGAACCAACUUCUAACAUAAGGUUCUGAAGAAAUUAAAAGUUUGAAUAGGUUAUGGACAUCACCAGGCUCACACAGGUCAGAGUGUGCCUCAAGACCAUGCAUAUAUCACUUACAAAGUUAUUUUCUCAACAGCAAAAUCUAGCCAUUUAUUAAGCAUAUAACUCAUUUUGUUGUUUGGUAUGCUCGUCCGGCUGAAUGAGAGCAUGCGCGUGAUCCCCCAAUGGUUAAGGUGGUUAUUGAUGCUGCAAGAGUUGACUAUGAUGUCUUUGCUGUGGCGCUUGAGACUAUGGCAAUUAAUGGAUGUCGUGUUGAUAGGGGGGAUUUGCGUUUUUUGCAUUUUUUUUUUCCGUUGUUUACAUUGGCAGGAUUGUUGUUGUCUUGUUGUCCUACCAUAUUUUAUUUCAUUUUUUCUCUCUUUGUUGACAUCUACUACAUCUUAAAAGAGAGACAUAAAAUCACUAUUCAUAAGAGAACUUUCAAUCUGGGCCAUUGAUUUGACUCUCUCCAUUUUCACUCUUUAAUCAUGGCCCUUCAUCUAUGAGACUUUUUCCCCUCUAUUCUACUCGAGCUCCUGUAUUUUGCUGACAUCAUAGAACGCGUUGAUGGAGUAUGCGAUGAAGGAGAGGAGUGUGUCCAUGGUUUGAUUUCGUGGGUAAUCGUCAUCUCUCUGUAGCCUAUCACACGUCGUCUCUUCUCCCUUUCAGCCGACGUCUGCACAGCACAUGAGGAAGAAGGAGCAGAAGAGUUGUUGAUGAAAUUAUCAACUUCUUUUGUAGAUUAGACAAUGGAGGAAGGAGAAAGCAAGGAGAAGGACAAGAGAUGAUGAUGGAAAGUACGAAAAUUUCAGAAUCAGAUUCAGAGGGAGAAGAGAAGAUGGUGUGAAUGGUUAGGUGAGGCAACUCAGAUGACAUGAUAGAUCAUCCCGAUUUUGGAAGGAAGAGUGAAGAAGAGGGAAAGAAGGGCUGUUGUCAGAUGAGGAUCAGUAGCAACAGAGAAGAUGAUGCACUAUUUUGUCAUCGUUGUAUCACAUCAGGUAUGAGAAAGGAGGUUCAACUCAUAGAAGCAGCAAAGCAGAAUGUGGAUACUGAGGUAGAGCAAACCGCUGCUACUGGAGGAACUGGAGAAGUUGAAGCAACAGGGAAUAAUUUGAAGAGUAAAUCUUCCAAUUCAUCCUCUGACCAAGACUUGGAUUCAUUUCUUCUUGGAGAUCUUGAAGACAAUGAUGGAGGUCCAGGUAUAUUACUCACAAUUUGUUUAGAUUUCAAUACAGAAACAUGCAUUUUAACAUGCCAUUUUGAAAUUUGUAUGUUGAAUCAGUAACUAAAAUUCUGCUCAUUCUGUGGGAAUUAUGUGCAAAAGCAUGGACACUUACCAUUCUUAAGAUUCCUGACAAGAGUGUAAGAUCAAGUUUUGAUCUAGUAGUACAACUCUAUGUUUUGAUGAUUACAAGUUAACCUUUUGAUAUGAGCAAUUGUG